This is a messenger RNA of Rhodofomes roseus, 2830 nucleotides long. RefSeq names its product ATP-dependent DNA helicase. Gene Ontology annotation, molecular function: ATP binding; four-way junction helicase activity; nucleic acid binding. The transcript has 26 exons. Gene Ontology annotation, biological process: double-strand break repair via homologous recombination. Gene Ontology annotation, cellular component: chromosome; cytoplasm. Lineage: Eukaryota; Fungi; Basidiomycota; Agaricomycetes; Polyporales; Fomitopsidaceae. The record is from RefSeq and is a predicted model, not a curated record. The coding region runs from base 80 to 2671 and encodes 863 amino acids.
CGUAUGCAUCCGCUCAGACGGUGUUCUCAAACUCAUUGCCACGCCGGUGGAUCGUUUGCGGGAGCCUUAGUUCUUCUUGAUGGAUGCAUCGUCUCCCAUUGAUAUAUCAUCUUCAGCUUUCGACGACGACCAUGCAUCCUCUCGAACUUCACCGGUCUCUUUCAGCCACAUGUUGGCCGACCAUGGCACGAAUGCCGCCGAUGCGUCGUCUCAAUAUUCAAAAGAGAGAUCCAGUGCAUCUUCGGCUUGCUGGAGAGUCCUCACGGAGGUUUUUGGACAUACCGAAUAUAAGGGAAAACAGAAGGAGAUAGUCGAGGCAGCGGUGCAAGGUGCUGACGUCUUCGUACUUGCACCUACUGGGAUGGGCAAGAGCUUGUGCUUUCAGCUACCAGCUAUAGCUGCCCCAGACGGUCUGACGGUGGUCGUAUCGCCAUUGUUGGCGUUGAUGAAGAAUCAGGUCAACAAACUGCGCUCACUCGACAUCUCUGUUGUCGCAUUGACUUCUGAGACCUCUCAAGAAGAAAGAGCAGAGAUUACGGACGAUCUGGAGUCAGGACAUCCCUCCUACCGUCUCCUCUACAUCAGUCCAGAGAAGUUCUGCACCGCUGAGAUUCGCAAAUUUCUCACUGCCGUUCACAACAAGGGUAAACUGAACCGCCUAGUCGUCGACGAAGCUCAUUGUAUCUCUGAAUGGGGCCAUGACUUCCGUGGAGAGUAUCGCAAAUUAGGGUCCUUCAGGAACAAGUUUCCUGGUAUCCCCAUUAUGGCGUUGACUGCCACUGCCACUCCCGUCGUACAGGAUGACAUAGUACGCAAUUUGAACAUGUCAGAAGAGGAGCUCUUCAAGGUAGUCCAUGCCUUCAAUCGGGCGAACCUCUUCUACGAGGUCCGCUAUAUGUCCUCGCCAGAUCCGGCUUACCACAUGAAGGAUGUACUCGAGUAUAUCCACGGUCUUCAUGAUAGGCGGGGACGACCUUCGUCUGGGAUCAUAUACUGUCGGACGCGAGCGAGAUGCGACGACCUCGCUGCGUAUUUGAGGGGCAAAGGUCUCAACGCACGACCAUAUCACCGGGGUGUCAAGCCUGCACAGCUCGACAGAACCUUGAAGGAAUGGGAGACUGGUGGGUCAGGCGAGGGCGGUGUUGAUGUCGUUUGUGCGACUAUUGCGUUCGGCAUGGGUAUCGACAAGGCGGAUGUGCGGUACAUCCUCCAUUAUGACCUGCCCAAGAGCUUUGAAGGCUACUAUCAAGAAACAGGCCGAGGUGGCCGUGACGGUCAGCCGUCGAAGUGCAUCCUGUUCUACUCCAGGGAGGACGUGGUUAGAGUCCGCAAAUUGGUCACCGGCUCCCAUGAGAGGCGACUAGUUCGCGCGGAGUCGAUGGAUGGGCCUAUGCCUAGUCAAAGAGCCGUCAACAGCUUGGACGCCUUGCUUACUUUCGCAGAGAGCGUGCACGUCUGCAGACACGUGACCAUUUGUCGAUAUUUUGGUGAACAGGUUGACAGCAAUGACCCCGGCGUUUUGAAGGCAUACUGCAAUGGCAUGUGCGACGUGUGCAAGUACCCGGAGAAGACGAGGCGCCGGAAGCUCGAGCUAUCUCCGGACGACCUCGUCAGCUCGCAGACAGCCAUUCUCCACCAGCAAGCGCGCGGCGAAGAUGAUGAUGAUCAACCCCGCGCACGUCCGAAUGUCAACCGCGGCGUGCGCGCGAACUCCGCGGGCACCUCGAAGGACGGAUGGAAGAGCAAUUACCGAGAUGGCGAUAGCGAUCUGGACGUCGGGCCUGUCGUACCGCGAACGGGUCAUCGGGGCGGCAAGGCGGAGUCGUCUCGAGCUUCGUCCUUUGACUCGCGGAAACGCAAGGGGUCCGAUCAGGACGGCUACGGGGGCAGGGCGAAGAAGCCGAAGUCCGUCGCUCAACCGGUUCAGCUGGGCAUGUCGUCGAGGCUCAAGCAGACUAUAAACAAGCCCUUCAAGACACCAUUCAAGUCGUCGUUCCUUCAAGUCCAAGCCGAGCCAUCCCUGGAAGUCGAGGAUACUGACGUUGAAGUCAUCGAGCCGAAGCCAAGUAUCGACAAACGGAAGCCAGCUUCGAAGAGAGCCCCGCAUCCAGCAGUACGAGAGGACUCGCCUGAGUUAGUCGUAGAAGACGGCCCGUAUGAUGAUCACGCUGCGCAGCCGGCACUCGACGCGGACAUCAUCGAGAUAGACUCGGAGUCCGAUGAGGACACGGGUAUCGCGCCGUCAACUCCUCUCCCGCCAACUGAUGUAGAACUCGAUAGCGCAUUCUCGCAGAAGAUCCCGGUCGAAGAUCGCAAGGAAGUGUUCAACCGUAUCCGAGGAGCCCUUCAUGUUGUCUUCAAACCCACAAGUGGCAUUGCAAGCGGUGACUCACUAUGGGGAAAGCUGAAGCUCGCAACGGCUGACUCGGAGACCAAGACCGUGGUGCUAGCCAAGGUCGCGCGGGAACUCGAGUUCUCAGUAUUCUCCAUGUGUACGACAACGGAACGGUACAGGGCGCGAUCCAGGUCCCUAGCCAAGGCCAUCCACCAGCUCGCGAAACCCGGGGUUUGGGAGGGCAAGGCGCGAUGUGACUUCGAUGAGAUUGAGGAUAUCGUCGAUGCUCUGAAGCGCAUCUCCGCGAACGUUCGUCAGAAGGGGAGGAGGUCGUAGUUGCUAGAGACGUUCGCUGAUACGCCCCUGUGCUGCUUUGCUGUCAUGCUAUCGUGAUGCACUAUUGCUUUAGAUUCGGACUGGAACCCUGCACAUUCCCCCAUAGUUUGUAUAGUACUGCGUGUAUAUACAUAGCCCCUCUAAUGACGGAACGAAAUC